Oncorhynchus keta (chum salmon) is the source of this 5161-nucleotide messenger RNA. RefSeq lists its product as uncharacterized. Bases 288 to 3095 code for a protein of 935 amino acids. The record is from RefSeq and is a predicted model, not a curated record. The transcript has 3 exons. Lineage: Eukaryota; Metazoa; Chordata; Actinopteri; Salmoniformes; Salmonidae.
AAUGACAAGAACAACACAGCAUGUAUCUCCAUUUCCUGCACUAUUUAUAGAGAUACAGAUUCAAAAUAAUGAUAUUUUGUUACUAAAACACUGUUUAGGAGGGAUCAUUAUUUACAGGUUGGUAACCUGGAGGGAAAUGGGGGAGGUGGCAUGCUUUGUGUUUAGUAUUUGUUUUAGCACAGGGGAGGGUCAUGUCAUUUGUAAUGAUGAUGACAUUCCAAUAUUUCUUAGUAUUUUAGAAUGAGUUGAUCAUUAUUAGGCUAGAUAUUGAUGUCAGAUAAUAUCAAAUGAGCUUACAGGCUAUGCAGUAUGGUCUCAAUCAAAUGAUCCAUAGCCUGUGGGCUAUACAGCAGGUUAUAGUUAUACAGCAGGUUAUACAGCAGGUUAUACAGCAGGUUAUACAGCAGGUUAUAGUUAUACAGCAGGUUAUAGUUAUACAGCAGGUUAUACAGCAGGUUAUACAGCAGGUUAUACAGCAGGUUAUAGUUAUACAGCAGGUUAUAGUUAUACAGCAGGUUAUACAGCAGGUUAUAGUUAUACAGCAGGUUAUACAGCAGGUUAUACAGCAGGUUAUACAGCAGGGUAUAGUUAUACAGCAGGUUAUACAGCAGGGUAUAGUUAUACAGCAGGUUAUACAGCAGGGUAUAGUUAUACAGCAGGUUAUACAGCAGGUUAUACAGCAGGUUAUAGUUAUACAGCAGGUUAUACAGCAGGUUAUAGUUAUACAGCAGGUUAUACAGCAGGUUAUACAGCAGGUUAUAGUUAUACAGCAGGUUAUACAGCAGGUUAUAGUUAUACAGCAGGUUAUAGUUAUACAGCAGGUUAUACAGCAGGGUAUAGUUAUACAGCAGGUUAUACAGCAGGUUAUAGUUAUACAGCAGGUUAUACAGCAGGUUAUAGUUAUACAGCAGGUUAUACAGCAGGUUAUAAAGCAAGUUAUAGUUAUACAGCAGGUUAUAGUUAUACAGCAGGUUAUAGUUAUACAGCAGGUUAUACAGCAGGUUAUAGUUAUACAGCAGGUUAUACAGCAGGUUAUACAGCAGGUUAUACAGCAGGGUAUAGUUAUACAGCAGGUUAUACAGCAGGGUAUAGUUAUACAGCAGGUUAUACAGCAGGUUAUACAGCAGGUUAUACAGCAGGUUAUACAGCAGGGUAUAGUUAUACAGCAGGUUAUACAGCAGGUUAUAGUUAUACAGCAGGUUAUACAGCAGGGUAUACAGCAGGGUAUAGUUAUACAGCAGGUUAUACAGCAGGUUAUACAGCAGGGUAUAGUUAUACAGCAGGGUAUAGUUAUACAGCAGGUUAUACAGCAGGGUAUAGUUAUACAGCAGGGUAUAGUUAUACAGCAGGUUAUACAGCAGGUUAUACAGCAGGGUAUAGUUAUACAGCAGGUUAUACAGCAGGGUAUAGUUAUACAGCAGGGUAUAGUUAUACAGCAGGUUAUACAGCAGGGUAUAGUUAUACAGCAGGUUAUAGUUAUACAGCAGGGUAUAGUUAUACAGCAGGUUAUACAGCAGGUUAUACAGCAGGUUAUACAGCAGGGUAUAGUUAUACAGCAGGGUAUAGUUAUACAGCAGGUUAUACAGCAGGGUAUAGUUAUACAGCAGGGUAUAGUUAUACAGCAGGUUAUACAGCAGGUUAUACAGCAGGGUAUAGUUAUACAGCAGGUUAUAGUUAUACAGCAGGGUAUAGUUAUACAGCAGGUUAUACAGCAGGUUAUACAGCAGGGUAUAGUUAUAGAGCAGGGUAUAGUUAUACAGCAGGUUAUACAGCAGGUUAUACAGCAGGGUAUAGUUAUACAGCAGGUUAUACAGCAGGUUAUAGUUAUACAGCAGGUUAUACAGCAGGUUAUACAGCAGGUUAUACAGCAGGUUAUAGUUAUACAGCAGGGUAUAGUUAUACAGCAGGUUAUACAGCAGGGUAUAGUUAUACAGCAGGGUAUAGUUAUACAGCAGGUUAUACAGCAGGUUAUACAGCAGGGUAUAGUUAUACAGCAGGUUAUACAGCAGGUUAUAGUUAUACAGCAGGUUAUACAGCAGGUUAUACAGCAGGUUAUACAGCAGGUUAUACAGCAGGGUAUAGUUAUACAGCAGGUUAUAGUUAUACAGCAGGUUAUACAGCAGGUUAUAGUUAUAGAGCAGGUUAUACAGCAGGUUAUACAGCAGGUUAUAGUUAUACAGCAGGUUAUACAGCAGGUUAUAGUUAUACAGCAGGUUAUACAGCAGGUUAUAGUUAUACAGCAGGUUAUACAGCAGGUUAUAGUUAUACAGCAGGGUAUAGUUAUACAGCAGGUUAUACAGCAGGUUAUAGUUAUACAGCAGGUUAUAGUUAUACAGCAGGUUAUAGUUAUACAGCAGGGUAUAGUUAUACAGCAGGGUAUAGUUAUACAGCAGGUUAUACAGCAGGUUAUAGUUAUACAGCAGGUUAUAGUUAUACAGCAGGUUAUAGUUAUACAGCAGGUUAUAGUUAUACAGCAGGUUAUACAGCAGGUUAUACAGCAGGUUAUACAGCAGGUUAUAGUUAUACAGCAGGUUAUAGUUAUACAGCAGGUUAUAGUUAUACAGCAGGUUAUACAGCAGGUUAUAGUUAUACAGCAGGUUAUACAGCAGGUUAUAGUUAUACAGCAGGUUAUACAGCAGGUUAUAGUUAUACAGCAGGUUAUACAGCAGGUUAUAGUUAUACAGCAGGUUAUACAGCAGGUUAUAGUUAUACAGCAGGUUAUACAGCAGGUUAUAGUUAUACAGCAGGUUAUACAGCAGGUUAUAGUUAUACAGCAGGUUAUACAGCAGGUUAUACAGCAGGUUAUAGUUAUACAGCAGGUUAUACAGCAGGUUAUAGUUAUACAGCAGGUUAUACAGCAGGUUAUAGUUAUACAGCAGGUUAUACAGCAGGUUAUACAGCAGGUUAUAGUUAUACAGCAGGCUAUACAGCAGGUUAUAGUUAUACAGCAGGUUAUAGUUAUACAGCAGGUUAUACAGCAGGUUAUACAGCAGGUUAUAGUUAUACAGCAGGUUAUACAGCAGGUUAUAGUUAUACAGCAGGUUAUACAGCAGGUUAUAGUUAUACAGCAGGUUAUAGUUAUACAGCAGGCUUAACAAAGUAACCUUCUUGAUUCUCAUAGAAGCACAUAGCAAAGUUAUAUAUCUAUGAAAAUGUACUUCCUUCCUGAGUGUUUCCGUGCUGCUGGGAUGUUGUGAAUAAAACUAGGCCGCACCACACACUGACAUGGCUAUCCCCACCCUGAUCCCCAGCCUGCUCUGCUCUUCCUGGCCUGAGGGUGGCUUCAUUUGAAGCUUUCAUUUAGGUGAUUAUUAGUAAGUUGAACACAGUCAAGAAACUGUAUACAAUGUAGAUCCAUUAUCAUUUCUAAACAUAAAACUGAUUUGUACUAAAACCACCCUCAAAACGUUGUUGUUUUUGCGUGCUCCUUUAUUAACCAAUGACAGCGCCGUAUAGGUCUCCAGUGGUAGUUCAGGAGGAGAGUCGAAGGCUCGCAUCUGAAAAUAAUGUGUGUUUAGGCCCAGUCCCAAAACAUGCACUUGGGUUAUUGAGUUAUUGACCUCACAUUAAGACAGAUUCUUGUAACUGACAUUGUGGUUUUGAAACGUGAAGCAGCAGCUGCCACAAUCACUCAGACAACUCACGGUGCUGAAAGUAGGCACAUUCCAGUAGGUACAAUUAAUUUAAAACAUCUUCAUUUUAAUUAGACUCUACUAACAACGAGGGCUUUGUGUUUGAGCCUAUGUCUUCCUGUUUAAGAAAGAAGAGUUGGUCCUACCUGGCUAUAAGCUGCUAUAUCCAUAGACGUGUAGGUAAUUUCCUCCACCCACCAUACACUCUUUAAAUAGCCUUUCUCCGUGUCAGUGAAGGGCUGUUAAGUUAAAACCUCGCUUUGUGCACCGGGGGGCAUUGUCAUGCUGAAACAGGACAGGGCCUGUCAGCAACAGGUGUGGUUGAAAUAGCCGAAUCCACUCAUUUGAAGGGGUGUCCACAUACUGCUGUAUAUAUAAUGUAGUUAGUCUACAUACUGCUGUAUAUAUAAUGUAGUUAGUCUACAUACUGCUGUAUAUAUAAUGUAGUUAGUCUACAUACUGCUGUAUAUAUAAUGUAGUUAGUCUACAUACUGCUGUAUAUAUAAUGUAGUUAGUCUACAUACUGCUGUAUAUAUAAUGUAGUUAGUCUACAUACUGCUGUAUAUAUAAUGUAGUUAGUCAUCAUACUGCUGUAUAUAUAGUGUAGUUAGUCAUCAUACUGCUGUAUAUAUAAUGUAGUUAGUCUACAUACUGCUGUAUAUAUAAUGUAGUUAGUCAUCAUACUGCUGUAUAUAUAAUGUAGUUAGUCUACAUACUGCUGUAUAUGUAAUGUAGUUAGUCUACAUACUGCUGUAUAUAUAGUGUAGUUAGUCAUCAUACUGCUGUAUAUAUAUAGUGUAGUUAGUCUACAUAGAUAGUGUAGUUAGUCAUCAUACUGCUGUAUAUAUAGUGUAGUUAGUCAUCAUACUGCUGUAUAUAUAGUGUAGUUAGUCAUCAUACUGCUGUAUAUAUAGUGUAGUUAGUCAUCAUACUGCUGUAUAUAUAGUGUAGUUAGUCAUCAUACUGCUGUAUAUAUAGUGUAGUUAGUCAUCAUACUGCUGUAUAUAUAGUGUAGUUAGUCAUCAUACUGCUGUAUAUAUAGUGUAGUUAGUCAUCAUACUGCUGUAUAUAUAGUGUAGUUAGUCCACAUCCUGCUGUAUAUAUAGUGUAGUUAGUCAUCAUACUGCUGUAUAUAUAGUGUAGUUAGUUAUCAUACUGCUGUAUAUAUAGUGUAGUUAGUCAUCAUACUGCUGUAUAUAUAUAGUGUAGUUAGUCUACAUAGAUAGUGUAGUUAGUCAUCAUACUGCUGUAUAUAUAGUGUAGUUAGUCAUCAUACUGCUGUAUAUAUAGUGUAGUUAGUCAUCAUACUGCUGUAUAUAUAGUGUAGUUAGUCAUCAUACUGCUGUAUAUAUAGUGUAGUUAGUCAUCAUACUGCUGUAUAUAUAGUGUAGUUAGUCAUCAUACUGCUGUAUAUAUAGUGUAGUUAGUCAUCAUACUGCUGUAUAUAUAGUGUAGUUAGUCAUCAUACUGCUGUAUAUAUAGUGUAGUUAGUCAUCAUACUGCUGUAUAUAUAGUGUAGUUAGUCAUCA